Musca vetustissima is the source of this 675-nucleotide messenger RNA. RefSeq names its product circumsporozoite protein-like. The transcript has 2 exons. Lineage: Eukaryota; Metazoa; Arthropoda; Insecta; Diptera; Muscidae. Bases 1 to 675 code for a protein of 224 amino acids. The record is from RefSeq and is a predicted model, not a curated record.
AUGAUAGCACAAAACUCAAUAUACGGUUGGUAUAUAUACGGACCAAUUGCAUACGACAGUAUGGCAUUGGCUACAGUCGAAGUAUCUUCGAAACGUAAAAAAGGAGACAUAGGCGUAUUAUUACGAAAAUUCUGGGAACAAGAGGAAGUCGAACGGGCUCCUAUUCCCACCGUAGAAGAUGAGUAUUGUGAAGACUUCUACAAGAAAACAACGUGCCGUCGACCGGACGAUAAUAGGGUGCGCAACUGUAAUGCAGUAGGCAAUUGCAGGAUAUGUCGGGAACGGCACCACACGCUAUUGCAUCCCAACAACCAGCGGCAGUUCGACAACAAACACCAGCAGCCUCAGCGGUUCAGCAACAAGCCCGCACAGAAGCCCAACAAUAAUCAACCACAGCAGCCCAAAGGCAAUCUCCCACAGCGGAACAACAACAACAGGUUCACUCAUCGGAACAACCCGCCACAGAGGUCUAGCAACCCACCUAAGAGGCCAAACAACAACCCGCCACAGAGGUCUAGCAACCCACCUCAGAGGCCAAACAAUAACAACAACCCCCCCUCAGAGGCCAAACAACAACAAGAACCCCCCUCAGAGACCAAACAAACCCCCCACAACGAUCAAAAAACUCAACCCCUAAGAAGGCCGAAACCCAACAACAACAAAAAUCUUCCGUAG